Messenger RNA from Centruroides sculpturatus (bark scorpion), 1343 nucleotides. RefSeq names its product meiosis 1 arrest protein-like. Bases 99 to 1343 code for a protein of 414 amino acids. The transcript is spliced from 3 exons. Lineage: Eukaryota; Metazoa; Arthropoda; Arachnida; Scorpiones; Buthidae. The record is from RefSeq and is a predicted model, not a curated record. Gene Ontology annotation, biological process: meiosis I; male meiosis chromosome separation; spermatogenesis.
UCAGAUGGCGUUAUGCAAAGUUUAUUAUCGUCUGCUUUAUAUGAAAAUUUCGAAUACUGUAAUUAGUAUAAUAUUGAUUACUAAAAACGGUAUAAAACAUGGACAAACAAUUAGAAUGGAGAAACGUUUUUAAUCGCCAGCGUGCUCAAUGUAUAGUUUUAGAUGCCGGUUCCGUAACUUUAAAUAUUAUUAGUCAUUUAUGUGAAUGUCUGAAGAACGUCUUGGGUUUGUGUUCACGCUUGAAAGGUUCACCGAGAAUUCCUUGUUUCGCUUUCUUUUUAUUCGGCGCUGAUGUAGUUAAAUCAGUAAUCCCAAUGCAGCCAGUUCAAAGUAAUAAAAAGCUUGUUAAUUUGAUCGACAAUGUUGUAACUGCCUGUCAAGAUAUAUCAACUGGUAAAUGCAGCAGCCAUACUUUUACUAAUCUUUUUCGUCAAAUUAGUAACCAGUAUGAACAAUACUUAGAGGAUACCAAUAAAGAAUGUUGGCAGAGUUUGCAACUAACCUUUAUUACUACACAGAAGGAACAAACAUUUGUGAAACAAAUAGAAAAUACUUAUAAAACUUUGCAGAUAAACAAAAUAAAAAAAAUUCAGGUAAUUGUUUUGAAUCACCUUCAACACCAAGAACUAAUUUCUUCACCAUCUUUAUGGCCAGAUGAAGAAUUUAACUUUAUUGAAAUAUUGAAUUUUGAUUGUGAUCCUUAUCAAUUAGAGAAGCAUUUUAAACAAUGGUUUAAAGAUUACAACACAGAUGUAGAACAUCUACAUCUCAAUAUUUAUCGAUCCGAUUCUGAUAUUUUAAAGAUAAAAUGCGAUUCUCAAGAAUGUCUUAUUAAUCCUGAUGUACUUGGAAACAAUUCAUGUAGAUUAGCUACUGAUAUUGGUAUCACUCAGUUUGUUUCCAAUCAGAACAAAAAUUCAGAUGGAAAAAUACCAAUAUAUCAAUUACAAGUAAUAGCAAUAGUUAAUAGUUCAGGUAUAUGUGAAUCCCUUCUAUAUGGUCAACCAUUGAUUUUAAUUCCAACUCAAUGUUGGAAACUUGAUUGGGAAGAAUUAGAAAACAAUCAACAAAUAUUUAUAACAAUAUGUCAAUUGUUAAAACAAAUAAAUAGUGUUUUAGUUGCCAAGAAGGACAAUCACUUUUGUCAAGGAAUGUCAGAAUUUAAAACUGCAGAUUACUUUUUGUUAUUUCCUUCAGAAAAUAAUUCUUUAUUAAUAANUUUCUACUGUAAAAGAAAUUCUUUUUUUUGGUUUGUUUUGAUGAACUGUUUAACACAAUACAUGAAGCUUAUAUUACUAUUGGUCAUGGUGGAGAACUCAGAUGGCCAUGGAACUGAAUCAUAA